AGAAAUCUGCGAGUGGCGGUGGCGGGCGACAGCUGUGAGUUUUGACGGUCAGUCGCCGUUUUAAUGACGUUUCGUUGAUAAGUGUUCGGCUCUCCGUGGACAAACGUCGCGAAAAACACGACCGAAUCGUUAAAAAAUGAGCGCGACGGGCAUUUUACCGACUUACCAAAGAUUCGUUAACGGUGUGCCAGUGCCUUUUUCACGUAAGUCUUUCAAACCGCGGGAGAAAUACGUGAUUUUUGUGGUAGUUGCCACUUUCGCCUUAGUAUGUUUUGGUACCUUUUUUUAUUUACCAUCGAGUAGUACGGAUAGCGUGUAUAAAGUGUAUGAUCAGAUUAAAAGAGCUGGCCCCGAAUUGUUAAUACCGCCACCACCACAUUUGGAGAACAGCAGAGAAGCCCCUAGAAUAUUAAGGCAUGAAGAUGAUGCUCGAAUGGAUCCACACAUUUUAGGAGACCGGGAAAAACUGAAAGCAAAAAUUGAAGAGGAUCGGGAACUGAAGGUUCUCGAGCGCCCCGAUUUGGUGAUCAAGCGAUCAUCGUCUCCGUCAUCGGCGGGUCAACCGCUGAACGCCCCCAACUAUCAAAUGGACAUGAACGUCGCAGCUGAGGAAUUGGGGAUGCAACCGCCAUUGAACGUGGUGACGGUACCGCCAGCGUCCAGCGAUCACUACCCUCUCAUUCAGGGCGGCGACGAUAGGGAUUCAGUGACGAGAGAAAGAAGAAAUAAAGUGAAACAGAUGAUGAAACAUGCAUGGGAUAAUUACGUGCGUUACGCUUGGGGAAAAAACGAGCUGAAGCCUAUUUCAAAACGCGGACACCAAGCCAGCGUGUUCGGAUCACAGCCUCUGGGCGCAACAAUCCUCGACGGCCUGGACACAUUGUAUAUCAUGGGAUUGAACAAGGAAUUCAGACAGGCGAGGGAUUGGGUAGCCAACGAAUUCGAUGUGGAUCAAGUGUCUGCGGACGUAUCAGUUUUUGAAGUGAAUAUACGCUUCGUAGCCGGACUGCUGUCGUGUUUCGCCCUUACCGGCGAUACAAUCUUCAGGGACAAAGCUCAGCAAAUCGCCGAUAAAUUAUUGCCGGCAUUCAAUACACCUACCGGCAUCCCCAACGCUCUGGUCAACUUUAAGACGGGGGUGAGUAGGAACUACGGCUGGGCGAGCAGUAGUUCGAGUAUAUUGUCCGAGUUCGGCACGCUGCAUAUGGAGUUUGCGUACCUUAGCGACGUCACUGCGAAAAGCGUCUACAGAAACAAAGUGGACAAAAUAAGACACGUUUUAAGGGAAAUUGAAAAACCCAACGGACUCUAUCCAAAUUAUCUCAACCCUAGAACCGGAAAGUGGGGUCAACAUCACAUGUCGAUGGGCGCGUUGGGCGACAGUUUCUACGAGUACCUCCUCAAGGUGUGGCUUCAGACGAACAAAGAAGACGUCGAAGCGCGCGAAAUGUUCGACGACGCCAUCCAGGCCGUGUUCAAGCACAUGCUGUUCAAAUCGACCGGCGGGCUUACCUAUUUCGGCGAGCUCAAGUUUGAAAGGGUGGAACACAAAAUGGACCAUUUGGCGUGUUUUGCCGGCGGUCUCCUUGGUCUCGCUUCCAAAAGUUUAGCGAACGAACUGUCCACGCGUUACAUGGAGGUAGCCAAACAAUUGACGCACACAUGCCACGAAUCGUAUGAUAGAAGUUACACGAAACUAGGACCCGAGUCGUUCCGGUUCACGGAAGGGGCGGAAGCCAAAGCGUUAAAAAGUGGCGAGAAAUAUUAUAUACUCAGACCGGAAGUGAUAGAAUCCUAUUUUUAUAUGUACAGGCUGACCAAGGAUGAGAAAUAUCGGGAGUGGGCGUGGGAAGCUGUGCAAGCUAUAGAAAAAUACUGCAGAGUACCUGGUGGAUAUACUGGCCUUAAAAAUGUAUAUUCCGAAGAACCAAUCCAAGACGACGUUCAGCAAAGUUUCUUCCUUGCAGAAACGUUAAAGUACUUGUACCUGAUUUUCUCGGACGACAGCUUAAUAUCACUAGACGAAUGGGUGUUUAACACCGAAGCACAUCCCUUCCCGGUAAAAGGCAAUCCACUCUAUCGAGAAGCGGCCUAGCCCUUAGUGGCAUCUACCGCGCAGUAUAGUCCCACCCCUGUGUACAUAGAUUCCACCCUAUACGACUGAACCUAGAGACUUUGCUAUUAAGAUUAUUUAUUGAUAAUUAUUAAGUGAGUGUGGCGGCAGGUGACUGUGGGAUAUUUUCGUGUGUUGUAACUUAAGUCCGAGGAUGGUGAGAAAAAAAUGUGUUCUUUGGUGGUAUUUGUUUUGUGAGAAAAUGCAAAUUUUGUCAUUUGUGAUUUCAUAUAUAGAAGGCUUGAAUGUCGAGUAUUUAAAAAUCACUUAAUACACUUUAAGUUAAUAUCACCAAUGAAAAAAUGUUGAUGUUUCAAACAUCACACAUCAUGUGUGGGAUUGAUAACAAAUAAUAUUCUGAAGAGUGCACAAUAUUGAGGUAUUAUAGUCACUAUAUUCAGGUCACUCCAAAAUAUUUCAUUACAUUACAUUUUUAAUUGGAAUGUUGAAUUGAACAUGUUUAAUCCAGAUAUUUUAAACCAGUUUGAAUUUUGUGUUAUUAUUUAGGAGAUAUUAAGCAAAAAAAUCUAAAUAUUUAAGAUUGUUACAAAUAGCAAAAAAAUAUUUAAAACGUAUUAUGAGUCACAUUGACUAGUUGAUAACAUUUGACAGUACCAAAGUCCAUUAGAUGUAAUCAAGACUCAUUUAAUUAAACAUUUUGGUGCAAACCAAAAACAUAGGCAAAAUGAGAUAAAUUUCUCAUGGCUGUAGAGAUUCUAGGUAGCUACUAUAAUGUUAGAAAAACAACUAGAAAUAAACAUUAGAAAAGCUAGCCGAAAAUUGAAAAUGACAAAACAUUAUGACAGCUUUUUUAUGACAAUUUUCGAGUAAAUGUGUAGAUUUUAUAAAAUUAAAUAAUAUGUGCGAAAAGAAUGUAGUUGCUGUGAUUAAUAAAUUAUUGAAUAUAAACUGAUAUUACUUGCUUAGUUUAAUCAUUAUGUGAAAAUCGUUUUUUGCUCCGACUUAUUAUUUUAUUAUAAUAAAUUUAACAUUUUUCACAUAAUGUGUAAGCUACCGGAAACCGCAGAUGUACAGGUUCUAUAGUCAGCUCCAAUUGUGAUGAGAAAUGUUGCUUAAAUACAUCUUUAAAGGUUGUAGGUUAUUUUUAUAUUUCUGUUGUCCUGUCUGUAUAACUUUUUCUCUCUAUUUUGGUUCGUUAGUUUGAAUUUGAAGUGCAUUCCAUAUUUAUUUUUUAAUUUUAUUUAUUUUUAUACUUUCCGUUGGUACCUAUAUUAUUAAAUGUUCAAGCAACAAUUCUCCAGUGGAUAGUCAAGUGAAGAUGAUUUUUGUUUACUCUAGUUAGUUUUAUUUAAGUGAAUUUGUAUAUGUCUUAAAUGAUAAUCAAACUGGCCAACAGUUCCUCUUACACAUAGUUUAUAGUUCAUAAAAGGGAAAUGGUAUUUAAUGAUUAUAUUGUUUUUAUUUUGUAAAUAUGUAUUGUCGUUAUUUUUAUUAACCAAUUUGUAAUAUAUUGUAAAGUAGUAUAGUAAUUAGGUACUACGAAAUAGAAAGAAUUAGGGCAAAUUUUAAAUUAAUAAAAAGGGAAAUAAGGUGUGUUCAUAACUUUUUUUAUUCAAUUUAUUGACAUUUGUGGUAUUUGUGAAAAUGAAAAAUAAAUGCAUUUGACUGUAGGCAAUUGUCAUUGUAUUUCAAAGAAAUUUACCAGUAAUAAAAAAUUUAAAUCUAGAA
This is a messenger RNA of Cylas formicarius (sweet potato weevil), 3802 nucleotides long. RefSeq names its product mannosyl-oligosaccharide 1,2-alpha-mannosidase IA (gene alpha-Man-Ia). The transcript is spliced from 8 exons. The record is from RefSeq and is a predicted model, not a curated record. Gene Ontology annotation, cellular component: Golgi membrane; endoplasmic reticulum. Bases 137 to 2095 code for a protein of 652 amino acids. Gene Ontology annotation, molecular function: mannosyl-oligosaccharide 1,2-alpha-mannosidase activity; calcium ion binding. Gene Ontology annotation, biological process: N-glycan processing; carbohydrate metabolic process. Lineage: Eukaryota; Metazoa; Arthropoda; Insecta; Coleoptera; Brentidae.